UUGCGCUAAAUUUUGUUCGCGAACCUAACUAUUUUUAAGUCAAAAUGGCUGAAAAUAUAGUAAUCAUAGUCUUAGCCACCCUAUAAACGCUUAUGUUGUUAGGCCAGUUUUUUUUUAAUAUGUGCAAUUGAUAACUUAAUGUUAAUAAUUUUAAAUGGUCGUUAAUAAUUCGAAAAUUAAUGGAGUAAAGAUGAGGAAAGGGGGUAGAGGGCAGAAUAGAAAUUUGCGAUCUAAUCAAAAAGUACAAAAUUCAAGCUCAAAUUCUAAUUGGAGAGACUUUGGAACAAAAGCAAACACUAACACACCAAGUGAAGCUAACAAUUAUGGCUAUAAAAAUCCGUAUCUUACAGAUGUAUUUUUAUUAAUGGUUGGACUUCCAGUUCAGAUCGAAAAAACAGAUGGACAUGUAUAUGAAGGAAUUCUAGAGACUGUAUCAAAUAAUCUAGAUUUUCACUUAUGUAAUGUUGGUCAAAAACUAAAUAAUAAAGAAAAUGAAACAAGUGGAACGCAAACUGAGAAAAAGCUUAUUUUUCAUUUUCGUGACAUUAGUUACUGCAAAGCUACUGAUGUAGAUAUGGAGUUUGGUAAAAAAGAUACUUUGUUGACAGAUGCUGCAAUUGCUGCAUCUAAUGCAUCUACUCAGCAGCGAGAAUUAGUUCAGUGGAAAGAUGAUAAUCUUCAAAGAUCAGGUGUUACAGGUUUGCUGGAAGAUGAUCCUUGUUUAAAUGGUUCUUGGAAUGUGGAUGAUAUGUAUCGUGAAAAUGAAGAAAAACAUGGUGUGCGAUCAACAUUUGAUAGUAGUUUAAAUAGUUACAUGACACCAAUUGAAAGACGUGAUGAUGAAGCUUUUAAAGAACAAGAACAAAGGGCUGAGAGAAUUGCUCGUGAAAUGCAAAACUGCAAUGAAUAUGAGGCAAUUGACAGUAAUGUUGGGGAAGAAGAAUUGUUUAGUGCUGUGACUCGUGUAAGCAAUGUUUCUAAUGAUGGUUUUACUACUAAUACUCGUCAUUCAAAAAAUACUCGUAAUGGAAAAUCAUCUAAUAUUGUUGGUCCAAGGUUUCAAAAUAAAAGCUUUACUAAACAUCAAGAAUUAAGUCAAGUGUCGAAUUUUAGUAAUCCUAUCAACCACCAUCAAUCAACAAAUAUUCGAACUCAACAAACACUCAGUGGCGAGGGAUUGAUACGCAAUAAUAACUCUGUCAAUCAGGCAAGUAGCCAAGCAGUUAUAAGUUGUCAGCAGCUUACAGAACCUAUUGGGCCAACAUCUGAUUUUUCUCGUGUAUCACAUCAACUAGACAAUUUUUCUAUCGCUCAAUCUGGAAUUCGUACAAUGUCUUACUCUGCUGUUGCCAAAGUUCCUAAAGUGAGCCAGUCAAAUAAACCCCAAAAUCAAUCUUUAGUUCAACAGUCUAAUGUUAUUUCCAUGUCAACAUCAUUUAAUGACACUCCUAUUUUGAAUUCUCCACCUGCAAAUAACUCACCACACCAACUAACUAAUAAUUUAAAUUCAUCACCAGAAGCUUUUUCAACUGCAAAGCAAAAAGUAAACCAAAAUUCAAAAAACUAUGCAUCGAUUGCUUCCAAUGUUGUUGCUCAGCAACAGUCUGUAAAAGAGGCAAAACAUUUAGCUAGUUCUGAAUGCAAUACUAAUAAUGAAUCUAUUUUACCUAAACCUCAAGAGCAGUCUAAAUUUAUUGUUCAGGAGCGAAAAACGUUACUUCCAGAACAAAAAGAGUCUCCUCAAUUAACAGUGGAUCCAUCAAGCACAAAUGUCAAACUUAGUUUAAAUAAAUAUGGAAAAGUUCAUUCGACACAAAAUGCAGAUGAGGAGCAUAAAACAGUAGAUGUCAAUGAAUUAAAAGAGUUUGGACGGGAUUUUAAGUUAACAGAUAAGCCUGCAAAAAAAGUAUCGAAAACACGAAUAUUUCCUACCAACACUCGGGAGACAAAUGAGUGUCUUCAUGGAAAUAAUGCUAAGCCUGUAGUAACAAGUGAAGGUAGCGCACCAAUCAUAACUACUCUAGUGACAAGUAUUUCUUCCACAACUACAGUUAAAACAACAGCCAAUGUUGUGAUGUCUUCAGAAAAUAUUGUUUCGAAAUCCGGAUUUUCUUUCAACCCUACAGCUAAAGAAUUUUGUCCGAAUAAACCUGCUCAAUCCAAACCUACCUCAUAUAAUAUUCAAAUGUCAGCUCAACCCCAAGCACCUGUUUACUUUCAAGCCCAGCAAACUCCUUAUAUGUUCAAUUACGGUGUUUCUCAUGAUGUAAUUCCUUUGCAAAACAAAAAUUACCCAAGACUUGUAUAUAAUGUUCCUACUGUAUAUAGUGUUCCUGCUGCAGAAAUGAACAAUCAAGGAGCAACACAGCUUGCCCAAUCAAAUUAUAUACAUCCUCAACCCAACCAACCUAUAUUUAUUGUUAAUAGUCAAGGGACAUAUCAACAGGUUGUCCCUGGUCCACAAAGUCAGUAUAUUCAAAUGGCUGAGGUAUCGUCACCAGUUAUAAGAUAUGUCAGUCACCAAGGUCAACAAGGAAUGACACACACAAGAAUGCCUACAAACUACCAACCAAAUGAAGCUGUUUCUGGAAACUAUAUGUUUUCAGUAUCCCAGCCUCACCAACAACACCAAUCACCUGUUAAUCAACAUUCAAGUUAUUCUGCUCCUUCAUCAUCAUCUCUUAUGCAGCAUGGAUAUGUUGUCAGUCAGCUCCCCAACUCUAACUACCCUCAGAUUGCUUCACCAGUUACUCAUCCUCAAGUUGCUGCUAAUUAUCGCAAUUCAACUCCGAUUCACCAAGUAACUGCACAACAACCACAUCAUCCGCAGCAACCUUUCAUAGUGUUAGCUCAUCAGCAUAUGGCCGGAGUUCCACUUUCAUCUAACCAUGGUUAUAUUCAAAAUCAACACGGAUCCGUUUUUCAAAAUUGAAGGCCAUACAAUGAAAGAUAUAAAAAACCUGGGUGCGAAUCGACUGCGAUAUUUGUUUUCAAAGAGAUUUUAAAAAAAAUUUAGAAAAAUUAAAUAAUUUAAA
Molecule: messenger RNA, 3035 nt
Organism: Hydra vulgaris (swiftwater hydra)
Lineage: Eukaryota; Metazoa; Cnidaria; Hydrozoa; Anthoathecata; Hydridae
Product: ataxin-2
Biological process (GO): cytoplasmic stress granule assembly
Cellular component (GO): cytoplasmic stress granule
Molecular function (GO): mRNA binding
Source: RefSeq, a predicted model, not a curated record